Aspergillus costaricaensis CBS 115574 is the source of this 1890-nucleotide messenger RNA. RefSeq names its product ADP-ribosylation factor GTPase-activating protein. The record is from RefSeq and is a predicted model, not a curated record. Bases 109 to 1539 code for a protein of 476 amino acids. The transcript is spliced from 6 exons. Gene Ontology annotation, biological process: COPI coating of Golgi vesicle. Gene Ontology annotation, molecular function: GTPase activator activity. NCBI's taxonomy places the organism in Eukaryota, Fungi, Ascomycota, Eurotiomycetes, Eurotiales, Aspergillaceae.
CUCUCUUCCUCCCCGACCUCUCCGUUGUGUCAUAAUCCUAUUCCGCCUGCUGGCCCGCUCCUCUUCCUCUCCCUCGGGUCCUUUUCUAUCAUAUUCAAUUCGCCCAUCAUGAGUGCCUCCAAAACGGAGUCUCAGAAGAUCUUUGAGAAGCUAAAACUCAAGCCCGCAAACAAGAUCUGCUUCGAUUGCGGCUCUAAGAACCCAACAUGGUCGUCUGUGCCUUUCGGUAUCUACCUGUGCCUUGACUGCUCGGCCAAUCAUCGUAACCUGGGCGUGCAUAUCUCCUUCGUUCGCUCCACCAACCUCGACCAAUGGCAAUGGGAACAGCUCCGGGUCAUGAAGGUCGGCGGUAACGAGUCCGCUACCAAGUACUUCCAAUCGCACGGCGGUUCUGCCGCUCUCGCCAGCAAGGACGUCAAAGUCAAGUACACCUGCAACGCCGCCGUAAAGUACAAGGAGGAGCUCAAGAGACGCGCUGCGCAGGAUGCGCAACAGUACCCCGGAGAGGUUGUGAUUACCGAUAUCCCCGCUGGCACUCCUUCCAACGGCUCCAGUACCCCCGCCGCUGAGGAUGACGACUUCUUCUCCUCCUGGGAUAAGCCCUCCAUCAAGCGCCCCAGCAACCCCCCUUCCCGUACCGGUACCCCUCCGGUUGUCAGCCGCACUGGCUCGCCCUUCCUGAACUCCGGCGCAAACGGUUCCCGCUCCAAGUCGCCCCUGUCCGCUUCCGACAAGGACAACUCUUCCCCUGCCCCUACCGCCAUCCGGGCCAGCGCUGCUGUCCGUAAGACCCCUUCUACCACCACUGCGAAGAAGGGCAGCGUGUUGGGCGCCAAGAAGGCCCCAAAGCUGGGGGCUAAGAAGAUCGGCGCCGCGGAAAUUAUCGACUUCGAUGAGGCUGAGAGAAAGGCCAAGGAGGAGGCUGAGCGCAUUGAGAAGCUGGGCUACGACCCCGAAGCCGAGCAGGCUGAGGCUGAUGCUAAGGCCAAGACGACCACCACCGCUGCCACGGCGAUCGCCUCGCCCACUCCUAUCAGCCCUAGCAGGAACACCCAAGAACGCAACUCGGGCGAUGUUGAGCGUCUUGGCAUGGGAAUUGGAAGACUUGGAUUUGGACAGACUGUCGGCGUGAAGCCGGCUGCCCCGAAGAAGCCGGGCUUCGGUGCUGUUGCCCCUCGGUCUGCAGCUGAUGAUGAGGAGUUGAAGCAGGCCAAGUCUCGCUUCGGUAGCCAGAAGGGUAUCUCUUCUGACGAGUUCUUCGGACGCGAUCGUUUCGACCCCAAUGCUCAGGCUGAGGCCAAGGAGCGCCUUCGUCAAUUCGACGGCGCCCAGGCUAUCUCGAGCAACUCCUACUUUGGACGUCCUGAGGACGAUCUUCCCGUUGCCGAUGAUACCUACGGUGAUCUUGAAAAUGCUGCCAAGGACUUUGUGCGUCGCUUCGGUAUCACCGCGGGUGAUGACCUUGAGAACCUGACGCAGCUCGUCGGGGAGGGCGCAACUAAGCUGCAAGGUGCUAUACGCAGCUACCUGAACAGCUAGAUAUGUGCGCGACAACUCACUGAUAAUCUUUCAAUUCUUACCUCCGGCUUAUCCUGACCCUUGUUAGCCAGCUUUCUCCUCGAUCUCCUUCAUCUGUGGCGUUUCUGUCUCCGUCUUCUAUUCCCCUGAUUAGUACCCUCAUAAACAGAACUUUUCGACAACAUGGCUGGCGCAGUGCUCUCCGUUUGCUUAGACUAGCUGGGUGCGCCAGGUGCCGUUUUCUGAAGUAACGGUUCAGGUUGGUAUCGCUCGCAUCCAUGCUGCUCUUCUGCGUUAGUUGAAAUCAUUAAUUGCCUUCCACUGAACAUGUUUGGCUGCUUUGAAUCCUUGUAUAUUCGUCGUUGAACUUAG